Molecule: messenger RNA, 1526 nt
Organism: Gigantopelta aegis
Lineage: Eukaryota; Metazoa; Mollusca; Gastropoda; Neomphalida; Peltospiridae
Product: egalitarian protein homolog
Exons: 5
Coding region: 161-952 (263 amino acids)
Biological process (GO): nucleobase-containing compound metabolic process
Molecular function (GO): 3'-5' exonuclease activity; nucleic acid binding
Source: RefSeq, a predicted model, not a curated record
UAAUGUUCGGAGAUUGUGAACGGGAGUGAAACUAGAAUUCAUAAUUAUAAUACAAUGCGUCAUACAGGGGUGAGUGCACUGAACAGUGUCAUACCAGCUCCCGUUUAGACUUUGAACAAUGUGGACUUCGAAGAACUAAAUAAAAAAAAGCCAAUCUUCUAUGAACCAUCAUCUCGUACCAAUGGCUGGGGUGCCAAAAACUUACAAAGUUAUCUGGACUCAAGCCGAGGCUAAAGCCGAGGUAAAAAGGCUGCGCGCCUCGGCGGUAGUAUCUUUUGACUGUGAAACAGUUGACUUCGGCGAACAACCACAGAUAAGUCUUGUUCAGGCAUGCGUCGAUACCGGCCCUGUGUGUCUUUUCGAUGUUCUGACCGACACCAGUGUUAUUCCUGAAAGUGGGAUACUAGAGCUUCUCGAGGAUGGAGGAAUCACCAAAAUUAUGCACGACUGCAGACUGGAAUGUUCAAUGUUUUUCAAUCUGUUUGGAGUUGAAAUUAAAAACAUAUUUGACACCCAGGUUGCAUAUCGAGCAUUAGACGCCAAGGCACACAUGCAAACGAUGUCUCGUGCCAAGAUGGCGUCGUUCACAGACGUCUGCUUAUUGGUCGGAGUCCCCAUUGACCUCUCUUUGAAGUUGAACAUCAAAUCCGCGAUGGAAGUGGAUCCUUGUUUCUGGGCAAAGAGACCGCUAACUGAGGAGAUGAAGACUUAUGCUGCCAUGGAUGUUGUCCCACUGGUGUCCGUUUACCCUAAGCUAAAAACAAGGCUCUCUGGCUCGGGCUAUGAAGGUUUUUUCCGCAACAUGUGUGACGAGUACCGUUCGAUGUCAGUAAAUCCCAAAAGGGCCAAAGAAUUGCGAACGCAGCGAGAGAAAUCAGAAUUGUUACACAUCCUCGAUUUUAAUCCAAACUACCUACUGUCAAAAACACAGAAAAAGAUUCUUCGAAGAUAGAAGAAUGUUGUGCUGCAGUCAUCAUUGUACAGGCGCCUGUGCAGGGAUUUAUCCAGCGCGGAAGGGGCGCGAGUCAUGAUCCCUUUGAAAAUACGUGUAUUUUUAAAAAGAAAAUUCGUUUUGAGCAGGAUGAUUUGAACCAUUGACACCACUCACCCUCCCUGCAAUCACGGUUGUCAUGGUAUACAUGUAACCAGGUUGUAUUCUAGUGAUGUUAAGCUAUUGCACAGCACUAACAUGGGAAUCGGAGCUGGGUAGGAUUAAGUGUGGACGGUUUUGAGAGCGAUCGUAACCGUUCAAAUGUCCGUCUAGCUCUUGAACGGCAGAGUACUCAGGCUAGAGUAAGUGGUCUGUGUCCCUCUUCUUGAAGACCACAAAAGUUACUUUUUUUGUCCAACUAUGAAAACAAAAAUAACUUUUAAAACAGGCUGUAAAAUGUCAACCAAAACAUUGCCACUUUAUGCUUCGGAUAUUGUAAAAGUACCUUCAAAGCAGAGCCGGUUUAUCCUAGUAGCACGUGCUACGGACCCCUCGCUGGCCCCGCGGUAAUAUGUACAUUACCCCCCCCCCCCCC